AUGGUUAAUUGUGCUACAGGGUUACAUUCAAGGACUUUGACCAUCACCAACAAGUGCACCUACACAGUGUGGCCAGCAGUUUUAUCUGCCGCCGGAAGCUCACCGCUCCCCACAACCGGCUUCGCCCUCCUACCGGGUAACUCGAACACUCUCCCCGUGCCUCCAGCUUGGUCCGGCCGAUUGUGGGGUCGGACCCUUUGCUCCAUCGACAUCACCGGCAAGUUCUCAUGUGUCACAGGUGACUGUGGGAAGUCAACGGUUGAAUGCGCAGGCGCGAACCCCACCCCACCAAUUACUCUGGUGGAGCUUGAUUUUAACGGCACGUCCCAGAUGAACUUAUACGACGUCAGCCUUGUGGAGGGUUUCAACCUUGCGGUGAGAGUGGCUCCCACAGAUGGAAAGUGUUUGGCCACGGGUUGCUUGGCGGACUUGAACGCGGCUUGUCCGACGGAGCUUAAGGUUAUUAGGGAUGAAGAGGCAGUGGCUUGCAAAAACACGUGCCAAACUGAACCAUGCCUCAGUUCACAAUUUUUUAAGACCGCAUGUUCUGACGCUCACGAUCAUGCCUUCUUCACUUGUUCAUCUUCUCAUUAUACAGUCACUUUCUGUCCCACUUCCAAAAGUUGGAGGAAGGCAGAGAAGAAAAAAGAGGCUUCAGGGAGAAACGUAGUAAAAUACACAGGCGUGUUAGCUGUUAUUAGCGUUAUUUGUGGCUUUAUAAUAUUCAGAAUAAGAUUACGUUUAUCAAACAGAGACUGGGAAAUAAGCUUGAGCGCAGGAACUAGAGCUGACUGUACAAUAGCGCCCAACACAUAA
Molecule: messenger RNA, 816 nt
Organism: Vigna radiata var. radiata (mung bean)
Lineage: Eukaryota; Viridiplantae; Streptophyta; Magnoliopsida; Fabales; Fabaceae
Product: thaumatin-like protein 1
Exons: 2
Coding region: 1-816 (271 amino acids)
Biological process (GO): defense response
Cellular component (GO): extracellular region
Source: RefSeq, a predicted model, not a curated record